Molecule: messenger RNA, 1623 nt
Organism: Lachancea thermotolerans CBS 6340
Lineage: Eukaryota; Fungi; Ascomycota; Saccharomycetes; Saccharomycetales; Saccharomycetaceae
Gene: RIO1
Product: protein kinase RIO1
Exons: 1
Coding region: 1-1623 (540 amino acids)
Biological process (GO): maturation of SSU-rRNA
Cellular component (GO): preribosome, small subunit precursor; cytosol
Molecular function (GO): ATP binding; protein serine/threonine kinase activity
Source: RefSeq, a predicted model, not a curated record
AUGGCGUAUAUAUUGUCUGAGUGUGUUGAGCGCGGUAUCGAGAUCACUAACUUACUCGUAAAAAAUUUCAAGAAGCUCAUCGCCAUACGUUUCCCUGUCAAGCGCGACUUGAAAAGAAGUUCCAGAGCCACUGCACCAGCGCGAGACCACUGUAAAAUGAGCCUAGAAGAUGGUUUGGGCAAGCUAAGCUUGCAUGAGAAACAUGGGGCUGACAGGGACCAUAUCAACACCCAAAUCCUUGAUAAACACGCUCACAACAUCAAGACUGAUGAACUCUCGGUCACCAGAGCAAAAACGAGCAAAGAUAAGGCCAACAGAGCUACUGUGGAGAACGUCCUAGACCCUAGGACCAUGCGAUUUCUACAAGCCUUAAAGAGCAGAGGAGUUAUCUCCGAGUUCAACGGGUGCUUAAGCACAGGGAAAGAAGCCAAUGUCUACCAUGCCUUCGCAGGGUAUGGCGCUAAAUCAUCUGAAGAAGAGCAGAAGGUCCUGCCCAAUCAGGGGGAGAGACGCGAGUAUGCAAUCAAAAUCUACAAGACAUCCAUUCUGGUUUUCAAAGAUCGCGAGCGAUAUGUCGAUGGCGAGUUUCGGUUCCGGAACUCGCGCUCUCAGCAUAACCCAAGGAAAAUGAUCAAAAUCUGGGCCGAGAAGGAGUUCAGAAACUUGAAGCGAAUUUACCAAAGUGGUGUAGUCCCCGCCCCUGAGCCUAUUGAGGUCAAGUCCAACGUGCUUGUUAUGGAGUUUUUGAACCGUGGAGACGGCUUUGCUUCGCCUAAGCUGAAAGACUUUCCUUACAAGGAUCGCGACGAAACAUUGUAUUACUACCAUACGAUGGUGGCAUACAUUCGGUUGCUCUACCAAUGCUGUCAGCUAGUGCAUGCAGACUUGUCUGAGUACAACACUAUUGUUCACAACCAAAAACUUUAUGUCAUUGAUGUCUCUCAAAGCGUACAGCCUGAACACCCUAUGAGUUUGGACUUUCUCAGGAUGGAUAUCAAAAACAUUAACAGCUACUUCGAGCGUAUGUCGAUCGACAUCUUCCCAGAAAGAGCUAUCUUCCAGUUUGUUAUUUCAGACAAGCUUGAAAAAUUCGAGGGCGAAUACACGAAUGCCGAAGACCUGAGGCAGUAUGUUGCUAAAACGCUACGCCCCAAAUCUGGCCCCGAAGAUGAGGCGGAAGAUGAGGUUUUUAGGUCCCUCCACUUGGUGAGGAAUCUUGGCGGUCUUGAAGAGCGAGACUUUGAUAGGUUUACGCUAGGAAAGUUCGACCUGCUAAAGAGCCUUAUUGCUCACGAUAAUCAAAAGGUUGCCAGUAACUUUACUGCCUCCGAGCAAUACGAACUGUCCUCAUCAAGCGACGAAGAAGUCAGUGAAGAUGAAGAUUACAACGAAAGCGGAAGUGGAAGCGAGGACGACGAUGGAGAUGACGAAAGUGGAGAGAGUUCAGACGAAGAAGAGUGGCUCGAGAAAUCUAAAGAGAUUAAGGGGAAAAAGCACGAAGAUAAAGAUUCAAAGAAACAACGGAAAACCGAUGCCAAAGAGGCCAAAAGGGAAAAACGGAAGACCAAAGUCAAAAAGCAUAUCAAGAAAAAGCUUAUCAAGAAGACCAAGUCAAAGAAAUAA